Messenger RNA from Passer domesticus (house sparrow), 5626 nucleotides. RefSeq lists its product as uncharacterized. The transcript has 6 exons. The record is from RefSeq and is a predicted model, not a curated record. Lineage: Eukaryota; Metazoa; Chordata; Aves; Passeriformes; Passeridae. The coding region runs from base 505 to 1467 and encodes 320 amino acids.
GGCAGUGGGGGCUAAGCAUGGAGAAACUUCUUUCCUGAGCAAGCCUUCCCAGACUGAUGUACUGAAACUGGCAUGGAAGCCGUGGUGCCAUGAGGAUUACAGCUCCUGGAAACCAGCUGGCCUCCAGAGCUGGGGUGUAGAGCCACCAUCCCAGAGCCCACAGGACCUUUCCAUGGUGUCAGCAUGGUCCAGGACAGCCCUGCCAUUCCCUCCUCUCCCUGCAGGUUUGGGACAAGUGUCUGGGGCAAUGUGUGUAAUGCCUUCCUGGCCAAAAAUGGCAAUAAGAAAGGAAAGAGAAGUUAAGAAGCUGCCACCGUUCUGAAGUUCAUUCACGGUGUGGGUGUAAACAGACUCAGCUUUAACAACACGGCACGCAUUCUCCCGUGGCUGCCUCUCUUACUGCUCAUGGAAACAGGAGAAUAUUGGCUUUUUCCAGAGCGUCAGCGUGAAUCCUUGUGAGCAGCAGUGACGGUGCCGGAGUGCAGUGCCAAGGUGAUUUUCAGGAUGAAAGCCUUGCGGCCCGCCAGGAGAGGAGCCGCACUCUGCCCUGCGGCGGUGCCGGGGCUGCUGCCCGCGGGCGGUGCUCGGCCCGGCCCCGUGAGGGCUCUGCUCGCAGCCCCGGGCAGCCGUGAGCGGGGCCAGCACGGCCCGGUGCCCGUGUCGCUGCCCUGCACGGCUCCCGGGUGCCUCCUGCCGGCCCGAGCCAGGCCCCGGCCGCCGGCGGCAGCCUCUCCUGGAGCUGCGGGAGCGGCCUCACGGCAGCCGCACGGGCCAGGCCCCGCCGCGGGGCCCGGGGUGAGCGGGGCCGGGGCUGUGCGGGGCCGGGCAGCGGCCCGCAGUGGCACCUGCCGUAGGGGCCGGGCAGCACCGGGGUUUAAACGCCGUUUGCCACCGUUUCGGGACCGUUUAGCACACUGUGCCCGCCACCCUCUGAUGGGAUUUCGGCUGGAUUGCGAGCCCUUCCAGCGGGAGUUCUCCUGCCUGAGCACCUGGCCCCUCAAGCAAGGGACACGUUUCUGCAGACACCUUCGCAGAGGCUCAGCAGCGGCUGUGCAGCGCUCACUGGGCUGGCCUACGUGGAGCCCUCAUUCAGAACUGUUAAAACCAGCAGGCAUUCAGGCAAGCAGACCAAGACUGGGAAUGCUAAAUGUUGCACACUCAAAACCAUAUGAGCAAAGCGUUUGUUUGCCUUCAAACCUAGGGAACAGCCUACUAACACAGGUGAUAGAUGAUGAAGGAUGGGCUGUGGGAAGUGGAGCUUGCUGGAGUCUGAAGGGCCAAGGGUGUCUGGCUGAUGAGCUCUUUGCCCCUUGGGUGCUGCAGGGGGUGGCCUCCCUUCUUUCCCAUUUCAUGCAAGGGAAGGUGGGAUUCUGGGAAGGAUCUAAGAGGGGGAAGAAACAUGUUUGUGGGCAUCCUCUAAAGGCAGAUUUCAUUUUCUUUGAAGAUCUAUGCUCUCUUUUCUGUUGAGACAUAUGGAAAUUGAGUGCAUUGUGGCCUACAGUCAUGUGGAUGUUGUUUUUUCUGUUGUGACUAAGGAUUCAAUACUGUGUAGCACCCUGUAAUGUGGUCUGAUAGGGCAUCUUCAGUUUGCCACUGUGGACAAGUUUCUUUGAUUGCUUUGUGACUAGUGCAAUUGGAAACAUAUUCCAAACACAAUGAUGGGAAGAAAGGGAGGCCUGUAUUUCCCUUCAGCACUCUCCAUGUGAUCUCUCUGGAUCGUGUACCCAUGCAGUUUUCUGUGGCUCCUUUGCACACCCCAAGUGAAGUAAAAGAAGCUUUCUUGACCUAAAAGGAGCUGUUCUUUCAAAGCAUGGGAUUUUCCAGGUUUGUAAUAAAAGUAUCAUUGUGUUUCAUAAAGGUAAGAGCUUCUGCAAUUGCAGUUCAUAAACAAUGUCAUGGGAUGUUUUCAGAGCAGCUCAAGGUUUGUUCGACUUCCACAGAAAUCAUAAAAGUCUUGCUGUUGACAAUAUCCUGCUUUACCUCGUGUUCUUAUUCCAGCAGAAGAGAGGUCUCUCAUGGUCCUGUGUCAUAUCUGCAAGCCUUUCUGGCUGCUGACCCAUGUCCUUUGUGAAAUUGGCACUGAUUUACCAGAGAUGCAAUAAAAUGCUGCAUCCUACCUUCAAAUUCCUAGAGACAGAAAAUGAAUUCAUAAGUUUUGGUCUGCAGUGUCAACACACAAUUGUGUCUGUCCAGGUGGGAGAGGACUGAACUCUCCAUCAGCUUUAUUCAGGGUUUUCAAAGACCUCUAUCAGCAUUUUUCAAGCCUGUACACACUUGAAUUGGAACAGUAAGAAAACAUCCACAAAACUCAAGUGAAUAGACUGGGGAAAAAUCUUGAAAAAGUGAAGUGGAUAUCCAGCAACUGUGUGUGUCUGAUCCAUUCUUGCUUUUCUGUAUUCUAAAAUUUCCUGUACCAUGUUGAGCAAAGGCACCGCUGUGGUGUCGAAACCUGGUGAGGUCUGGCAGGCUGGCAUCCCAGAGGUGCAGGUACCACUCCCCUGUAAUGCCUACUGCACUUCAAAGGCAGAUUUUGUAUUAGCUUUGAGACAAACUGCAAAUCCAAUCCAGCCAUGCAUUUGCUACAGAGAACACAACAAGCUUGUCCAUGGGUAUAGUGGCUUGCCUUUUUUCCAAAUGAACUAGUUCUGGGAAAGGAAAAUAAUGUGAGCUCAAUGAUCUGUGAAUUUGCUGUAUGUAGUGGCUCUGCUAAUUGAGUUGAGUGGAAAGACCAUCUCUCCUCUGUUCUUUCCAAGCCCAAAAGGAGGAUGUAAGGACAUAGCCUACCUGCUGUGUGCAGGCAAGCAAAAGGGGAGGAGAGCACCCUCCUUUGCUUGUCUCUCCAAAAGCCUGGACACCAGCAGCAUGGAGCUCACCUUGUCCUUCCCCCUGGCAAACCAGCCACCAUUUCUGAGACACAUUCCGCUCACCUAGAUUUAGGAAAUGCACACAGGAGUAAAUAACACAAAAAGAGUGAAAUGGAUCUUAAUUUAAGGGAUCUUCAGCUAACCCCAGCUCCAGUUUCUCAAGUUGGGAGUUCAUCCCUGUUCAUUACAUGCUUAAAGCAGAGAUCAGGUAUUCCUUCCUGUUCAUGCAGCUCUGGGAAAACUGGUUGUACUUUGUUCAGAAAAGAAUAAACAGCAACCACUAACAUGGUCAGCUCAUUCCUACCAUCAUCACUGAUCUUGAUCUGUCAACUCCUCUUGCUGCUUAUUUGCUGGCAAAGAAACUCAAACCAAAGGUCCUUUGGGAGAUGCAAAGACAAUAGAAGGAAACAUUUGCCUGAUAUCUGAUGUUACCACAAAGAGCUGGCCAGUGCACAUAGAAGUAUUGGACUCAUGAUGGAAAAUUUAAUGGGGAAUAUUGCAGGAAUAGAACCUGUCCAUCGAAGGGCAUAUCUGCUCCCUGACACACACUCCAAUUGUCUGUCCUUUUCCAGCACACUCCUCCCCCUGGAGGAGGGUACUGGGCACAGCAUCUCCCGUAGUCAUUCCUUGUUUCGAUUCCCGAUCCCAAUUUCCAGACUUCCAAAUUUAGACAGUGCUUCCCAUCUGAGCAGUCCUGAUGUGGAGUCCUUAUUUACUCACAAGACACUGACUGUCCAAUCCUUCCUGGAGUUCUUCCUUAGGUGCAUUUUGGCUCUUCCCUCUUGCACAAGAAAUGUCCUGGUUCACUCACAGGCUGCCACUGCUCUGUGCAGCUGCUGCUUGUUACCAAGAGGUUUAUGUGUGAAAUAAAACCCAGUUAUAAAAGAAGGGAAAAAUGUGGAUUCCCUGGGGCUGGGCAUGAGGCUGUGGGACUGUCUUAAACCCCUGGAGAUUAAUUUCUGGUUCUGCAAACAAGCUCUGAAUGAAAAACUUUUGCCUGCUGGAGCCAGCUGCUCCCACCACAAUUAAUGUGUAGGAGCUCUACAUAUGUGAAGGUUGUGUCUCUGGAGGCAUUGUGAUGGACUAGUGUCACUGCAGGAAACCUAGAAAAAGUGGCACAGUAAGUGGGCAUAAAUUGGAAAAAUUAGGCUGUUUUCAGUGAAUUUACUGUGGAUUUAGUAACAUUUCAUUGUCAUUUUAUAAAUAUUCAGGUUUACUGAUUAGCCAUCCAAGCAAGGGGUUUGCAAUCGAAACAACUGCAGAUCAGGGGAACAAUGUGUUGGAACUCGUACAGAAAAGAUAGGAAUGUCUGAUUUUGAAAUGGAAAGACAAAAGAACUUAUUGAUAGCACAAGGGACGGUGUGCAAGAAGUGUUUAAAGACACAUUCAACAACUGGUAUUCAGACGUGAAGAAGAACUUCUGCAGUAAGCACAGGCUUGCUCCCUUGGACUGAACUUGGACACCUGCUGGACAAUGUCAUGCAGCAUGUCCUAGGUGGUCAGAGCCAGAAACAGCAAUCUAGAAAGUGGUGCCCAAAAGUACUCAGACUUGAGCCUGGGGAAGACCAAACCUGAAACAGUGGGAGAGGUCUCUACCAGAAAAGCUUGAAGGAGAGGGUGUAGAGAGGUUUAAACUGAAACCCAUUUGCGUUACCUUUAAAUACAUAUCAAAACAAGUGAAAAAAAAAAAACCCAAACAAGCAACCUGGCAUAUGUUCUGUGGGAGGUGAGUCCUUCACACUUGUGUUUGCCCUGUCGGAAAGGGAAUCUUAAUUGGAUCCGGAUCUGCCCAGUUCCAGGUGUCUUCUCUCUCAGGUCCCCAGAGCCAUUUGUUUGUUUUGCUGGUGUGCCUCAGCUUGGCAAAGUAUCUUGAUUGCUAAGUGAAUGUGGAUUCAGCCAGCUCUGACCAGCUCUGGCAUCUGAAAAAAAUCCUUUUUUCUUCCGCUUGAAUUUCUCUGCCAGCUGCCUUCGAGUCAGGAUUUCCCAGCCAGCAGCUCUUGUUAUUAUCUGUUUUCACUUGCCUUGAUGUUUACCAGAUUGGACUGCUUUUAUCUCUAUUAACCCUCCCUCACUGUGGAGCCCCAGUAUUACACACCCUAUGUGCCUUGGCCACUGGGUCAGAGCAGAAAUAAGUAAACAGAUAAUAAAAUCACCUUAUUGAGAAAACAGUGAGGUCUAAAAUAUUGGCCAAAAAUAACACAAGUGAUGAUGAUCUCAGGGAAUAAAAUAGCUAAAAGGCCAAAUGAAGGUAUUAAAAAUCAAAGCUUAAAAUAAUUGACGCACUAGCUCAUUAGACUAAAUCUGAGCUCUGCUAAAAUUCCCCACCAGAUGAAAACUCUGGUAUGAAAAUAGUGCCGAACAGCUGAGAGCAGGACAAGCUGGCCUGAUUUUUUCUGGUCUCAGAAGUGAAUUGUUGCUAAGAAGUGCCUUCAUUUGUAACCUUAGAUACAUCAUACAGUCAUUUAGACCAGAAGGUCUGAUUAAAAAUGCGUCUAAAAAUAUAAAGGGGAAAUUCUCCAUCUUUAAAGGGCCAUAAAGCUAUUCUGAACAAGUGACAAAAAUAACUUCCCAUGUCCUCCAGUUCUUGAAACCAUGGGGAGGAAAUAAAAUAUAGAAAAGAUAAGCUCGUUUUUUGUUUUUAUUUUAAAUUCCAUUCUUCAUCAAGACCAAUAUACUUUCAAAGGUAAUAGAUUACAUCUAGUUAAAAAGACCCGCAUGUCUGGUCACGUGUCGGCUCAGUGUUUAAGAUGUCUUUAAGGAUA